AUGUCCACCGGACCACCUCCCCGUCACGUCUCACCACCGUCCAUUUUUCUCACCACUCUCUUUCUCCUCUCCCUCAUUCCCCUCUCUCACUCAAACGACCUUCAAUCUCUCCUCAACUUCAAAUCCUCCGUCCAAACUCCCAAUCCAAACAUUUUCACUUCAUGGAACCAUUCAAAUUCACCCUGCAACUUCACCGGAAUCACCUGCAACUCCAAAGGCUCCGUCACAGAAAUCAACCUUCCAAUGAACAAUCUCACCGGCACUAUUCCUUUUGACUCAUUAUGCAAACUUCAAUCUCUUGAGAAAAUCUCUUUGGAAUCCAACUUUUUGAACGGAACCAUAACCGAAGAUUUGAAGAAUUGCAUAAACUUGAAGUACUUAGAUUUAGGUGGAAACUCAUUCAACGGAACAGUACCUGAAUUUUCGUCUUUGAACAAGUUAGAGUACCUAAAUCUAAAUCUAAGUGGAGUUUCUGGUAAAUUUCCAUGGAAAUCAUUGGAAAAUCUAAGAACUCUCACUUUCUUAAGCCUUGGUGAUAACUUAUUUGAAAAAGCUUCUUUUCCUUUGGAGAUUCUAAGCCUUGAGAAUUUGUAUUGGCUUUAUCUAACCAAUAUCAGCAUCUUCGGAAAAAUCCCAAUUGGUAUUGGAAAUCUUACACAGCUUCAGCAUUUUGAGAUUUCUGAUAACAAUUUAUCUGGUGAGAUUCCUCAUGAUAUUGGAAAGCUUAAGAAUCUAAGGCUACUUGAGAUAUAUGAUAACAAUUUGAGCGGAAAAAUCCCGUUUGGAUUCGGUAAUCUUACCAAUCUGGUUCAGUUCGAUGCUUCGAAUAAUCGCCUUGAAGGUGAUCUUUCUGAGAUAAAGUCGUUGAGAAAUCUUCAAUCCUUGCAGCUUUUUCAGAACAGAUUCUCCGGAGAGAUUCCACAAGAGCUUGGUGAUUUUAAGUAUCUUACGGAACUUUCUCUUUACGAUAACAAACUCACUGGUUUUCUUCCGCGAAAGCUCGGUUCUUGGAUUGGAAUGGAGUACAUAGAUGUUUCAGACAAUUUACUUUCUGGUCCUAUUCCACCUGAUAUGUGCAAGAACAAUCAAAUUACUGAUAUAGCACUUUUGGAUAACAGUUUCACAGGAAGUAUACCAGAAAACUACGCGAAUUGCACUGCUUUGGUUCGUUUUCGGUUAACAAAGAACUCUCUUUCAGGUGUUGUUCCUAAGGGUAUAUGGGGUUUACCAAAUUUGAAACUUUUUGAUCUUGGUAGGAACCAAUUUGAAGGUUCAAUAGGUUCUGAUAUAGGAAAAGCUAAGUCUCUAGCUCAGCUUUUUUUAUCUGAUAAUCAAUUCUCAGGUGAGUUACCUUUGGAAAUCUCUGAGGCUUCUUCUUUGGUUUCGAUUCAGUUAAGUUCGAAUCGAGUUUCUGGUCACAUACCGGAAACUAUAGGCAAGUUGAAGAAACUAACUAGUCUUACUUUGAAUAACAACAAUCUUUCUGGUAAUUUACCUGAUUCUAUUGGUUCUUGUGUUUCUCUUACUGAAGUAAACCUUGCUGAAAAUUCAAUUUCGGGUGUGAUUCCGACUAGUAUUGGUUCUUUGCCUACUCUUAAUUCGUUGAAUUUGUCCUCGAACGAGUUUUCUGGUGAGAUUCCGUCGAGUUUAUCGUCUCUUAAACUUAGCCUUCUUGAUUUAUCAAACAAUCAAUUUUUUGGUUCUAUACCAGACUCACUUGCCAUUUCAGCUUUCAAAGAUGGUUUCAUGGGAAAUCCUGGUUUAUGUAGCCAGAUUUUGAAGAAUUUUCAGCCAUGUUCAGUGGAAUCUCGCGGCUCGAGACAAGCUCGAAACCUCGUGUUCUUUUUCAUUGCUGGUUUAAUGGUUCUGAUUCUUUCAUUAUCAUAUUUCCUCUUCAUGAGAAUUAAACAGAAGAACAAGUUCGAGAAGCAAGUGCUUAAGACUAAUUCUUGGAAUUUCAAGCAGUACCAUGUGUUAAACAUCAAUGAGAAUGAAAUUAUCGAAGGAAUCAAAGCCGAGAAUGUGAUCGGAAAAGGAGGAUCAGGGAAUGUUUACAAGGUUGAGCUAAAAAGCGGGGAAGUUUUCGCUGUCAAGCACAUAUGGACUUCAAAUCCAAAAAAUGAUUAUAGAAGCAGUUCAGCAAUGCUAAAAAGGAGUUCGUGUUCGCCCGAGUAUGACGCCGAGGUUGCAACUUUGAGUUCUGUAAGGCAUGUGAAUGUGGUGAAGCUGUAUUGUAGUAUCACAAGUGAAGAUAGUAGUUUGCUGGUUUACGAGUUUUUACCGAAUGGGAGUUUGUGGGAUAGGUUGCAUACUUGCAAGAAGACUCAGAUGGGGUGGGAGGUUCGGUACGACAUAGCAUUGGGUUCGGCUAGAGGUUUGGAGUAUUUGCAUCACGGUUGCGAUAGACCUGUUAUGCAUAGGGAUGUUAAAUCGAGUAACAUAUUGCUCGAUGAGGAAUGGAAGCCGAGGAUUGCUGAUUUCGGACUCGCGAAGAUCGUGCAUGGAGGAGCUGGUAAUUGGACUAAUGUCAUUGCGGGAACACUCGGCUACAUGGCUCCUGAAUAUGCUUACACUUGUAAGGUGACGGAGAAGAGUGAUGUUUACAGCUUUGGCGUAGUACUGAUGGAGUUGGUAACAGGGAAGAAGCCGGUGGAGCCGGAGUUCGGAGAGAAUAAGGAUAUUGUAAGUUGGGUAUAUAGCAACAUUAGGAGCAAAGAAAGUGUACUUGAAAUGGUGGAUUAUACGAUUGCAAAGCAUUUCAAAGAAGAUGCUAUUAAGGUGUUGAGAAUCGCGAUUUUGUGCACGGCGAAAGUUCCAUCUUCGAGACCAUCGAUGAGAAUGUUGGUUCAAAUGCUGGAAGAUGCUGAUUCAUCUGCUUCAUCAAAAGUUAUUGUCGCCAUAGUUUAG
Messenger RNA from Lathyrus sativus (Indian pea), 2907 nucleotides. NCBI's taxonomy places the organism in Eukaryota, Viridiplantae, Streptophyta, Magnoliopsida, Fabales, Fabaceae. The record is from the annotation of a GenBank genome assembly.